Messenger RNA from Chelonoidis abingdonii (Abingdon island giant tortoise), 1395 nucleotides. RefSeq names its product ficolin-2-like. Gene Ontology annotation, biological process: complement activation, lectin pathway. The record is from RefSeq and is a predicted model, not a curated record. Lineage: Eukaryota; Metazoa; Chordata; Testudines; Testudinidae. Gene Ontology annotation, molecular function: carbohydrate derivative binding; antigen binding; signaling receptor binding.
GCAUCUGCCAUGGAGACAGCGACACAGCAAACCCUCAUCACUUUAUUCUCCAUAGCAGCAGUGGUUGCCAAGACAGAAGACACCUGCCCAGAAGUGAGGAUAGUGGGACUCAGUGGUUCCGAUAAACUUGCCGUUCUCCAAGGAUGCCCUGGCAUGGCUGGUGCUGCAGGACCCAAAGGUGACCCAGGAGCUGCAGGAAUGAAAGGUGUUCAGGGAACACAGGGAAUCCCUGGGAAGGCAGGACCACAGGGGCUGAAAGGGGACAGAGGUGUUGCUGGUCCCUCAGGUCCAAAAGGCGAUAAAGGAUCUCCUGGAGCACCUGGAACACUAGGAGAGCAAGAGCUGGACAGUGUCCAGUGUAAGAAAGGAGCAAAAAACUGCAAGGAGCUGUUAGUUAGAGGGAACGCCCUGAGCGGUUGGUACACCAUCUACCCCAGUGACUGUAACGCCAGGACUGUGUUGUGUGACAUGGACACAGAUGGUGGGGGAUGGCUUGUUUUCCAAAAACGGGCAGAUGGAUCUGAGAACUUUUUCCGCAACUGGGAUUCGUACAAGAGAGGUUUUGGCAGCCAGCAGUCAGAAUUCUGGCUGGGGAAUGACAAUAUCCACUUGCUGACAUCCCUUGGAAACCAUGAACUCCGCAUUGACCUCAAAGACUUUGAAAACAACACACAGUUUGCCAAGUACAAGUCAUUCAAGAUUGCAGGAGAGAUGGAGAAAUACAAACUGAUUCUUGGAGACUUUAUUGGAGGCACUGCAGGUGAUUCACUAACCUCGCACAAGGACAUGAAGUUUUCAACCAGAGACCAUGACAACGACCUGGGUUCAAAUGCUCAGAACUGUGCUGCACUCUAUAAGGGGGCCUGGUGGUACAAGGACUGUCACUGGUCCAACCUGAAUGGGAUGUACUUGGCCGGUGCCCAUGCCAGCUUUGCAGAUGGCGUGAACUGGAGGACAGGCAAAGGAUAUAAUUAUUCCUACAAACAAUCAGAGAUGAAAUUUAGGCCUGUCUAGCUCAGCCAGCAGGCACACGAUGGAAGAACUGCUCUCUGGUUCUUGCCUGUAACAUUUUCCUGGCACUGCCUUCUCCUUUCUCCCUCCAGCACCUGGGUCCUAAGUAUGGCUAAUGCUCUGAUCCUCCUUAUGGUACCACCGAUUUCAUUCAUUUUCUUUGGCUCCCACCUGUGACUGCCUUGGCUGCCCGACUAACAGAGCUGCUUCACAUGCUACAGGGUUCAUGGCCGGGGGUAUGAGCCAAAGUGGCACCUCUUUCUAGACACUAAGUAGCAACAAGCUUAAUCUCCACUGAGUUGGGCUUAGAAGCUCGUGUCAUUAAGGGAGUGGGCUAGGACUCCAGAGAUGGGGGGUGUCAUAAAUAGUUAGCUAAGGGUUAAU